AUGUCCAAGAAAUCUUCGUGGGUCAAGAAGCGUCAUUCAGAGACUGCUCAAGCAAAGGCGCAACAACGACAUAGACGUAAGAGGGGCCUUUUCAAAAAGGCAGCAGAGUUCUGGCGUGAAUGCGAAUCCGAAGUCUUCCUGGCUGUUCAAGUCCGGAAAACUGGGCAGAUGCAUAUUCUUAAUUCAUCCUCACGGAGCCAAUGGCUUCAUACAUUGGCUAACCUGACUUCGUGCUUUCCUCUCCCAAUCCAGGAGACAAUGGAGGAUAUCAUACCCCAGAUUUGCGAGCGCUCGUCAGAUCGGAGAGGCGAAAAAGCAUCUACUGGUAAUAAAGGCACAACAUGA
Messenger RNA from Aspergillus alliaceus, 345 nucleotides. RefSeq lists its product as uncharacterized. The record is from RefSeq and is a predicted model, not a curated record. NCBI's taxonomy places the organism in Eukaryota, Fungi, Ascomycota, Eurotiomycetes, Eurotiales, Aspergillaceae. The coding region runs from base 1 to 345 and encodes 114 amino acids. Gene Ontology annotation, molecular function: protein dimerization activity; DNA binding. The transcript is spliced from 2 exons.